Pocillopora verrucosa is the source of this 1002-nucleotide messenger RNA. RefSeq names its product histamine H2 receptor-like. Gene Ontology annotation, cellular component: plasma membrane. Lineage: Eukaryota; Metazoa; Cnidaria; Anthozoa; Scleractinia; Pocilloporidae. Gene Ontology annotation, molecular function: G protein-coupled receptor activity. Gene Ontology annotation, biological process: G protein-coupled receptor signaling pathway. The record is from RefSeq and is a predicted model, not a curated record.
AUGAAUGAUAGCCACCGGCACAAUCAGCUCAGCAGUGAAGCGUCCAUCGUCCUUUCACUGUGGCUCUCUAUUUCUGGUUUUGCAACUGUCACUGGAAAUAUAGUUGUGUUGUGGCUGUUCUACAAAAAUGAGUCUUUACGAAGAAUUUCCAACCGUUUUUUAGCCUCUUUAUCCGUAGCAGACCUUUUAGUUGGGCUUGUGAUAGCUCCUACCUGGAUCAUUUUCAUCCGGUGGUUUACAUUUCACAGCGUCUUUUCAGAAUGGUUGUGGGUUCACACAACCACCGCAACCACUUAUAACAUUUGCUGUAUUUCUGUCGACCGUUUCAUUGCGAUUUGGUUUCCUUUCCGUUAUGAGGAAAUUGUAACAAAGACAAGAUGUUACACAGUGAUAAUUUUAGUGUGGUUGUUUUCACUGGGUCUUCCUUUCUCGACGUUGCCAGUGAGAGACAAGGAAAAUUUCAAUAUUGUGAUGUUAUGGAUUUCCCUGGCAUUCAUAACAUUUGUUAUUCCAUUACUUGUGGUCUCAUGUUUCUAUAUUUUAAUUUUCAAAUCAGCAAAAAAACAGUUUUAUAGAAUACUAGCAGGAGAAAGUCUUAUAACAUAUAACGACAAUUUUAGAGUUCGUAGUAUGAAAAAUUUUAAAUCUAUUAAAACCAUCGGUUUUGUCUUGGGUGCUUGUAUUAUCACAUGGAUGCCCAGUCUCGUUUAUAUGUUUGUUGAUUUUUAUUAUACCGUGAUAAAUGACUGGGAUAAAAGUUGGAGAUUAUAUUAUGUUGUGUGGCCUUGGGUUGAGGUAUUCGCUUUUACUUCAUCAGCGAUCGAUCCAUUUUUAUAUUGCUUUCGAAAUAAAGAGUUCCGCCAAGCCUUUCGCCGAACCUUUCGUUGGUUACCCUGCAGACACAGCACAAGAAACACCUGGCUGAAAUCAGGUGGAAACCUGAUGGUACGAAAUGGUUUUAAAAGAUCUAGAGAUAGAGCGGUUAGGGAGACAAAGCUCUGA